GUGCAGACUUGGAGUCUUGCGGACUUUUGCUUUUCCUUUCGUUUCUGUGGGGGCUCCUUCAUCUUCAUCUUCGUCCAACGUGACCAAAAGUCUUGGUCGACUUCUGAUCAGAUCGCAAAAGCAGAAAAAAGUAUAUAUUGCACGGAGGAAAGAAGGAAGCAGAACAAACAGUGUACAUUGCUCGCAGCUUCACCGAGAAUCUGACCUGACGAUCUACAGUGUCUACUCUCUCUCUCUCUCGUCUUCAGUUCUUCUACUUCUUCUUUGAAUCACUUGUGUUGUGCUUGUGAACUGUUUUGUCUCAAAAGUUUGAGUUUUCUGUCACUGAUUUUCAUUGUCGGUGGCAAUUUGGUGGUAGAAUUCUCUCUUUCAAAAUUUCCGCUUCGUAUAUCUGUUUAUUUCUGGAGUUAUUUUUACGAGAAGUCGAAGAAAAAAAAAAAAGAAAUCUAUCCCAAAAAAAGUUUAAAAAGAAUGGCUGAGGUGGUGAUGAAUAUUGCUUGUUCUAUUGUUCCGGAACUUGUAAAGAAACCGGUUGUAGCCAUUGGGCGUGAGGUUGGAUAUCUGUUUCACUACAACCGCAACAUCGCCGAUCUGAGAAAUCAUAUCACGAAUCUGAAGGAACUUCGAGUCUACGUCCAAGGAAAAGUUGGUGAAGCCCACAGAAAUGGAGAAGUCACCAUACCUGAAGUUGACGAAUGGCUUCGAACGGUGAACAUAGUAAUUGAAGAGUACGGCGAGCUUUUACAUGCUGAAGAACUUGUGGUAAACAACAAGUGCUUUAUUGGAUUGUGCCCCGACCUGAAGUCACGCUACAAAGUAAGCAAGAAGGCCAAGAAGGGGAUUUCAAUUGCUGCUGAGUUCGAAAAUAAAACCAGUUUCUACAGAGUUUCUGUCCCUGCACCUCUGCCAACUCUGCCUAGCUUGGGCUCUGUAUAUUUUGAGUCUAGAGAAUCGACUUUUGCAAUGAUUGUUGACGCACUUAAAGAUGAUGAAAUCAACAUCAUUGGGGUGUGGGGGAUGGGGGGUGUUGGAAAGACCACAGUAGUCAAAGAAAUUGCAAAGUAUGCUGAGAUUAACCACCUCUUUGACGAGGUAGUGAUGGCAGUGGUGUCCCUAACGCUAGACAUUAGGAAGAUUCAAGAUCAAAUUGCUGACAUGUUGGGAUUGCAUAUGGAUGUAGAGAGUGACUAUGGCAGGGCAGGUCGCUUACAUGAAAGAAUAAAGAGAGCGAAGAGAAUAUUAAUAAUCCUGGAUGAUGUGUGGGAAAGCCUUAGUUUGGACGCUAUAGGAAUUCCUCACAGUCAUGCUCAUAAAGGGUGCAAAAUUGUUUUGACAUCCCGAAACGAACGUGUAUGUGUUGAGAUGGACGCUCAGAAGUGCUUUUGCAUCAACGUCUUAUCUAAGUCAGAUGCAUGGACUUUAUUCAAGAGAACAGCAGGUAAUAUUGAGGAGUUGCCAGAUGUUCUUCCAAUUGCAAAAGAGGUAGCUCAAGAGUGCGCAGGCUUGCCACUUGCAAUUGUUACUGUUGCAAGAGCUUUGAGGGGUAAGAGUGAUGUUGUAUGGAAGGAUGCACUUCACCAACUAAACAAGUCAGUCUCGAGAACUAUCAGUGGCGUGCAUGAUUAUAUGUAUGUGUCCCUACAGUUAAGUUACGACUAUUUGGAAAGUGAAGAACUCAAACAUUUUUUCUUGCUAUGUUGUCUAUUUCCAAAAGGUUAUGAUAUUCCGAUCGAGUCUAUAGUGAGAUAUGGAAUGGGUUUAAGGUUGUUUGAACAUAACAGCACUUUGGUAGAAUUGAGAGUCGGAGCACAAACAAUGUUUGAAGUCCUUAAAUCAUGUUCUUUGCUAUUGGAUGGCAAUGUCGAAGAAUCCAUUAGAAUGCAUGAUAUUGUUAGAGAUUUUGCUAUAAAGGUGGCAUCUAGAGGAGAGCAUGCUUUCUUGAUAAGAGCAGGUUGGAAAUUGACAGAAUGGCCAAAAGUUAAGGCAAUCGAGCAAUAUAGAGUAAUCUCACUAAUUGAGAAUCCUAUUCAAGAAUUCUCCUCUGGUAACAGUUGUCCAAACCUUGAAAUGUUGCUGUUGCAAUGUGAAUCUGAUUCAGUCAAGAUUUCGGGCGAUUUUUUUGAUGCAAUGACAAACCUGAAAGUUUUAGACAUAAGGCAGAUGUCUAUUCCACAAAUGCCAACUUCCCUCGGAUGUUUAAAGAAACUUCGAACGUUAUGCCUACAGAGUUGCAAGGUACCAGAUUUGUCGGUGAUUGGAAAUUUGAAGGACCUUGAAAUUCUCAGCAUUGCUGAUCCUGAUGUUGUGGAAUUACCGUUGGGAUUCAGACAACUCAUUAAGCUGAGGCUCUUAGAUUUGACAGAUUGUCAGAAGUUAAGAAUAAUUCCACCUGGUGUCAUGUCGAGCUGGACCCUUUUGGAAUGCUUAUACAUGAGAAACAGUUUCAAGGACUGGGGUGUUCACAGUCAAGACAAGGAAACAAGUAAUGCGAGCCUUACAGAGUUGAAAGCUUCAUCUUGCUUAAAAGGCUUAGAAAUGCAUAUCCCAGAUGCCGAGCUUUAUCCAAAAGAUCUUGUAUUUGAUAAUUUGCUAGAAUUUAAAAUUACCAUAGGCAACAAUUUUGAUCAGCAUUAUGCAUCUUCAUACACGACAAACUUGAAACUCGAAACUUGUCAAGGUAUUGCUCUAGAAGGUGGUGGGGUUAAUAUGCUGUUGAAAAGGGCUCAAUUAGUGGUCCUAAAGGAUUUGGGGGUUGUGGGGAAUGUCCUCUGUGAUUUGACUGACAAUGGAUUUUCAGAUUUGAAGUGUUUGAGGGUUGAUGACUGUCAUGGGACUGAAAAUGUGGUUAACACAAACGAAUGGAUGCCACCUUGUGUCUUUCCUGUGGUGGAGGUAUUAGACCUCAGUUACAUGUGUAACUUGAGAGAGAUAUGCCAGGGCCAUCUCCCAUCUAGAUCUUUUUGUAAACUACGUGAGUUGAGGCUAUUCGAAUUACCUGCAUUAAUAAAUUUGUGGGAUGAUCCCAUUGGAAACUCGUGCUUUGGCAGUCUAAGGGUUGUAACAAUCUCUGAUUGUGAUGAAUUGAAACAUCUUUUUCGGCAAUGUAUAGCAGGAGGUCUUCGGCAGCUUGAAGAACUAGAUGUUAGGUCAUGCUCAAAUAUGGAAGAAAUACUUGCAAAAGAUGGAGAAGGAGCAGUGGCACAAGAGAAUGUAAUUGUUUUCCCGGAGUUAAAGUCCAUGAAGCUUGUGGGUCUGCCAAACCUCAUGAGGUUUUGCCACAAGACAAAUAUUUUACCUUCAGACAGCAGUCUUGAUGAUCCUGCACAAGAACCUCUCUUUGACAGAAAGGUUGUGUUUCCUGCCUUGGAGGAAUUGGAUCUUUGGGGACUUUACAACAUCAAAGACAUAUGGCAUAUACAAUUGCUUCCCACUGAGAGCUUCUGCAGAUUAAGAAAACUGUCAAUAGGUUACUGUGAAAACCUAAUCACAGUUAUUCCACCUGGUGUGGGAGAGUGGCUGAAAAAUCUAGAAGAAUUCUCUGUUUGGGAUUGUGAUUUGGUGGAGGAGGUAUGUGAAGAUCAUGAUCUGACACUACCUCAGAUUAGGGUAUUUCGGCUGUUGGGUUUACCAAGACUGAAGCAUAUCUGGUGGAACAAGGUCUCCUCCAGAUUUUAUAGCUUACAGAAUCUCAAAACAUUGAGAAUCUACAGAUGCAAAGGUCUGAAAUAUCUGUUCUCUGUUUCUGCAUCGAAAGGUCUCAAACAACUCCAAACUCUAAAGAUAGGCAAAUGUGACAUGAUGAAAGAGAUAGUUGCAGCAGAAAGCCAAGAGGAAGAUUACGAUGUUGACACAAUUGUGUUUCCUCAAUUACAAACCCUUGAAAUUAAAUACAUGCUGCAACUCACAAGUUUCUACCAGGGGAAUUGUACUUUACAGUUUUUAUCACUGGAGAAAUUGAUGCUUGAAAAAUGUCCCUUGAUGAAAACGUUCACAGAAAAGCCAAUAGACGCAAGUACCACUACACAACACUUUUUUAGUGACCAGAGUUUCUCUGCGGGGCUCCUAAUUACACCCAAGUUACAUAAUAUAAGAUUUGGGUAUCUGGAGGAGGUGUGGAAAGGCGACCUUAACAGCACUGUUCACUUCUUAUCCAAAGAAAGGAAGCCUGGUGAAUGGGAGGGGAAAGAGGAGGGAGGAACUGUAACUGCUCAACAAUUCCAUAGCGAAAUAGUUGAAGAAGAGGAAGAUAAAGUAUGAAAUGAAAGGAAUGACUGCAGGCUUCAGGAGGUAAUAAAUAUCAACCACUUCCAAUAAAUGUCAUGAGUUAGGAUUGCUGAGGUUUUAUAUUUGUUGGCAAGGUAUGGUCUAGCUCUGUGUCAAACCGAAUCCAGUUCUUGUCAUUUCCAAUUCUAAAUACCACCCAACAUUGAAAUAUGUAAACCCAAUCUAACUCGGCCCAGGAAUUAUCUGUCAUUACUUGUUUCGCUUCUUAACCAGUAUUACAGAUUGAUUUACCUAAAUAAUCUUUGACAAUAUUAGUUAAUUAGCAAUUGAAUUGAUUUUAUGUACCGUAAAUCUACAGUAAAUGCUAUGUGGAGUGUAGAAAAGUAAAAAUUACUCAAAAAUGGAAAAUGCUAUUUGGACCUAAUUUGGGGAUCUAAUUCAAUACAACCACUAGAUUGAAAGUGGGUUCUAUCUAACAUGGGAACUCACAACUAAUCUAAUUGUUGCAUUGAAUUAGGUCUCUAUAGCAUUGCUCCUUGAAAGUGCACAAUAUGACUGUUGGAGUUCUCUAAUAUAAAUAGGUGAUAGAAUGUGGGGACAAACCUAUCCUAUAAAUGACAAAUUAUUCUCACAAUUCUUCUUCCUUGCUCUCUUUUACUAUUUCAAAGCCAAUUUUCAUCUACUGUGCACUUCAAUGUGGUAUCAUAACAUCAAUCUGGAGAAGAAAUCAUAAAAAAUGCAACUCAAGACUAUGAAGAGAAACUACUAUAUCGAUUGUUGACAUCAUCGUUCAGCAUGCUGACGUUAGAACUUUAAGGAGAUCAAAAUUAAGGCAUUGGGUCGGCUCUUUAUGUUGAUUUUUAUUGUGAUUUUUGUUAUUUGAACCCAUUUGGUUGGCUUUGUUUUAUUGUUUGAAUUUUUUUGGAGAAAUAGGUGUUGAUUUUUCAAUCCGUUUGUUUGGCAUAAUCCAAGCAGUUUCAAUGCUUCAACCUGUCUCUAAGGGGUGCAGCUAAGCCUUAGAAAUCUUGUUUGGAGUGACCCCUGCGUGUUUGGAAUGUUUGGGAAUGGUUUUUGGGCCAUCACAGUGUUCAGAUUGUCAAACUCUGUGUACAGAUUCUUUUUUGUGGUUUGGAAUGGUCUUUUUAGUUGGUUCUGCACUGUUUGGGUUGGUCCUUCUCUGUUUGAUUCUAUAUAGUCAUUGUUUGAGUUCCUGGACUGCCUGCUUUGUUUGACUUCUAUACUGUUUGGCCUUUGGGAGUUGCCAUGUCUCUCUGGCUUGUUGGGAAUUUUUAUAUACUAUUCGUGAGUUUAGAUCAGUCUUGUUACUAAUUGGUUGGUUGUGACCUUAAAGGACACUCAAGAUGGUGUCAAAGGUCAUCCUGUGGAUGAUCAAGUUAGAUAGAUUACCUCUAUGAAGCUGAAUGACAGUAAUGUCACCCGUAAUCUCAUGAUAUUGAGGUUUUCCUGUGAUCAAUGUUUGGAGUGGCAUUGCUUUCCUCAAUGGAUCUUAAAGCAGGCAAUACUUGUGGAGUCAUUUCCACCAAAAUAAUGUCAUCAACAUACACAAUGAGAGUAAUGACACCUGUAGAAGAAUGACAUGUAAAAAUAUAAUGGUUUGACGUUGAGUGUUGAAAAUUAUACUAAAGCACACAACAAUACUAAAUUUAUAGAAUCAUGCAUGGGGGAUUGGUGCUUUAUUCAGACAACAUACUAACUGCUCCUUACUGGGAACAACAUAACUCGACAGUUGAACUAUACAAAUUCUUCCUGUAGAUCCCUGUGUAGCUAGAUAUUUUUAAUGAAUAGUUGAUAUAGAGGCCAAUCAAAAUUCACAACAUAAAAUAGAAUUCCACAGUUAAAACAAGUAACGGGUAAAAAUGUUUUGGAAUGAUCUACCUCAUAUGUCUAGGUGUAGCCCUCUGCAACAAUAAUUUUUUUAGGUGCUCAACAGAGUCAUCUGGAUGAUACUUCACAAUAUAUAGACUGAGCAACAGGUAACAAGCCACUUACUAGAAGGAAGAACAAUCAAGUAUUCAUAUUCGCAUACAUAUCUAGUUUCCAUGUAGGCGAUGUGAAGGCCUGUUUGAAGGAACUAGGAACACACACAUAAUACAACAAUGAUGCAGCACAACGAAGAGAAGAGUAAAGUCUAUGGAAAGAAACAACAAUAGAAAUAGGUGUUUUGUGCAGCUAUAAGUACCUUUUCACAAAGCAAUGGGCAAACCAGGAGAUCAAGAAAUAGCAGAUGUCUUCAUAAGAAGGACCUCAGUAGGACUAGGCAUUGACACUAGAGAGCAUAUGGAAUAAACUGUUUGUUUUUGGACUGAUGGUAAACUUGGAGUGGAGGAGUAGACACAGGAGGUGAAGGAUACAGCGGAUCGGGCAUAGUAGGUAACAUAAGCUUAGGAGAUAUUAAAGCAUGAGUUAGUAUAUGUCCCAACAUUGUGAAAAAUGGAGAUGACUUGAAGAAGGUAUCAUUUCCACUAAUAAUAUAGUUUCCCCAGGAGACAGGAUCAUAACACUGUAACCUUUCCAAAUAUAGAAAUAUCCUAGAAAGGUACACUUAAUACCAGCGAGUUAUUUGCUCUCUCAUCUUUUGCAAAGUAAUGUCUAGUUGCAUGCGUCUCUAAGCUUGCUCUACCAGCAAGUAGAUUGUGGCUCUCAAUUUAGGGGCCAAUAAUGUAUAAUACAAAAUGGUUGUUAACUUUUCUUAUCCUUAUUCUUCCUUUCCUUUUUUCUUUAUAUUUUGUAAGUAAAAAAGAACUUCCCAUAUAGUAGCAGGUCUAAAACUCCAAUUAUAACCUUUGUUUCAAGAUAUAUGAAUAGAACCUUGUAAAUUUGAUAGCCUUUCUUGAUGCUCAUGCUAAAGACCAAUGCACAGCCAAGUAAAAACACCUUGUGGAAGUAUCUCUGGGCUCUGUCAUUGCCACCAUUGCCCCGUGUUCAAGUUUCAAGAGCUGAUUUUGAUAAAGGACUAUCUAUUCUAAAAGCUUAAGAUAAUAGAGAUAUGUGUAACAGAUAUAUUUUUAUUUCAACGGAUUUUAAUUGAUGGCAUUGUCACCCUUUCUGGUAGGUGAAUGUGAAAAUUCCUUUAGAUCAGGGGAAACAAAAAAAAAAAAAAUUUUUAAAUCCAUGCAAAUGAUGGUAAGUUUCCCUAGUUUCAUGCAAAUAUCUUGAAAUAUUCUUUUUCAAGUUAAUUCACAAGAAAAUUAUACUUUUUGGUCAUUGUUAUUAAAACUAAACUUGGCUCAGUAGUUCAACUUUGUAACCUGGUGAACCGGGUGAUUAAACCGGACUAGCUUAUCAGUUGAACCAUUUUUGCAUAAACCCAUGGAAAACCCGAAUGACCCAGGCAGGUUUACAUAAACCCGUGGGAACUCGCACGACUCUGGUUUGUUAGAAUCGGAAGGUUUUUAUUCUUCUACAAAAUGGAUUUUUGAUACUUUAUCUUCUAGUUUUAAGCCCCAAAACCCUCCUCUCUCUCUCUCUCUCUCUCUCUCUCUCCUAGUCUUCCGAAUCCAUUCUCUUGGAUUGCAUCUCUCGCAGACUUUCACUCAAUCGCUCCAUCUCUGUCACUCUUUCAACCAAUCGCUCCAUCUCUCUUAGCCACUCAAACCUCACUGUCUCAGUUGUUCCUCCUUUGAUUUGAACUUUGAAGGUUAGUUUCUUACUACUCUAGAAUUCCGUUUUGAUGUUUGUUGUGUUAGAUUUGAAUUUUUUUUGGCUUAAUUCGUUUGACACUUGUUUUGUGGGGUGUUUUGAUUUAAUUUAUUUAUUUGAAUUAUAUGCUUGCAAUCUUGAAAUGUGUUCAUUGUCCUUGUUGAUGUAUAGGUUGUUCCUGUUUCACCGUUCUCAUAAUUUUUUGGGUAUAUAGAUUACAAUGGUUCUCUUGUUGUCUUCAUGAGUUAUGAACUUUGCCAGGAGGGCUCCCUUCUCUUUUGGAUAAAAAGAGUGCAUUUGCGGAAAAGAAAAAGGUUACUCCAGCUUCAAACCGUCUAUGAUAUAUCCUCGCACACCCUUGUAACUACAACUUGUCAAGUUGUGCCCAUAUUUGCGGAUUCAAACAUGAAGGGAGGUUAGGGGAAUUUGCGAGAACUGAAAUACAUUGUGAUUGUUCAUGCGUUAUGAUAACAGUAGUUUGUCUAAUAUUAUGCUUAUUGCAUUGCCCUAUAUGUAGGAAACUAUAUCGUAUAUGUCUCAAUGUCUGUAUGUGCCAUAAUUCCUAUGUGACCAUUAUAAAUGUGCACAUCUGUGCAAGCAUCCAUGAUGUUUUUCCGUGUUUGUUGCAGAGCAGU
Ilex paraguariensis (yerba mate) is the source of this 8519-nucleotide messenger RNA. Lineage: Eukaryota; Viridiplantae; Streptophyta; Magnoliopsida; Aquifoliales; Aquifoliaceae. The record is from the annotation of a GenBank genome assembly.